Messenger RNA from Papaver somniferum (opium poppy), 654 nucleotides. RefSeq lists its product as uncharacterized. NCBI's taxonomy places the organism in Eukaryota, Viridiplantae, Streptophyta, Magnoliopsida, Ranunculales, Papaveraceae. The record is from RefSeq and is a predicted model, not a curated record. Gene Ontology annotation, cellular component: chloroplast thylakoid membrane. The coding region runs from base 120 to 524 and encodes 134 amino acids. The transcript has 2 exons.
GAAUCUGGAUAACAGAAGUCGUAGAUAUAUACUUUCAACAAAUCUCAGUUUUUAUUUUUGUAAUUACAUUUGAAAAAUCUAUUCUAAGAAUAAUCCCAUCGGAAAAACAAGUGAAAACAAUGGCAUCUCUACAGCAUAUGGUACCAUCAACAUCAUCGACUCUACGACAGUCAGUAGGCUGUAACUCAUCGUUCCUCCACUCAGGAAUGAAACCGGCACCUGUGGGUUUAGAGCUGAAAAAAAAGAAGAAGAGAUUGCGAUCGUUAACGGUUGUAGCAGCUGUGGGAGAUGUAACUUCUGACGGCAACAAUUUUUUGAUAGCAGGAGCGAUUGGUGUAGCUCUAAUUGGAACUGCGUUUCCCAUCUUUUUCUCUCGCAAAGAUAUAUGCCCAGAGUGCGACGGGGCGGGGUUUAUAAGAAAAGGUGGUGCAACACUAAAUGCUAAUGCUGCUCGAAAGGAUCUGCCUCAGAUCGUGUGCGCAAACUGCAACGGACUUGGCAAACUUGGUCAGGUUGACAAAUAAAAUGUAUUAACACAAAGCAAUCAAGAAUGUCCAAUGUAUUUGAUUCCUAUAUAUAUAUACAUCGUUUCCAAUUAUAUAUUGCAAGUGCAAGUGCCGGCCGAAAUAUAUCUUAUUUACGUGUUUACAUGUA